AUGAAUGCUCCUUUGGUUUUUAAUUCAACUUACCAAAAAGAGCUUUCAGCUUUCAACAAUUCUCCAUUAUUAAGUACUCCUAACAUGUUUUCUAAUGAAGAAGAUUUAGAUAAUGCUAUAGACUCACUCAAAACAAAAUUUACGGAAAUGAUUAAAAUGAUCGAUCAAGAAACUGUCUUAUUAGAUACAGAAUCGAAAUUUCUCAUGAACUUAUUCAGUACAUCAACAGUAGCACAAGAAAAUGAAUCGAACCUUUAUAACUAUUCAAAGCAGAACAGCAAUGAUGAUCUUAAUACGUAUAGUACAGAUAAUAACGAUUACAGUCUUGAAAGUGAAAACGGUAACGAUAGUACAGGUAGUUUUUGUUAUACGGUAGUGAAUGAAAUUAUAGACGUUUUGGAUAAGAUACAAGUGGAAAAUUUGCAAAUGGUUACCACGCCAGCCUCCAAAAUGAAAAAAAAUGAUGUGGUCCUAAUAAAGUCACCAAAUUCAAUAAAAAACCUUUGGAUUGAGUACUAUUACAAACCAAAGGAUUGGCCAGAAUCUUUAAAAGCGAUUUUAAAGGAUCAGACAUCAAAGACACAUUCGUUCGAUCCAGCGGAGAAGGGCUUUAAGUAUGAGGAACUACUCCAAAGAGAGUAUUCUAUAAAAGAAUUAGAAGAGGCAUAUGGUUCAGCCUGGCGUAGUCAUAAUAAAAAUCUUUCUAGACAAAUUAAUAGACGAAAAAAAAUAUGGAAUACCAUCGAGGAAGGGAUUGUUAAUGGUAUUGAAUUAGUUGAUUGUUUGGAGGUCUUAGAAAAGUACUUAUCUGAUGCUGGCAAAGGAUUAAGUUAUUUUUACAACGGUGUUCCAUUCAAAAUUUCGGAAUUAUAUUUGCAAGAUUCAAAAUCACCUUGA
This is a messenger RNA of Saccharomycodes ludwigii, 897 nucleotides long. RefSeq lists its product as uncharacterized. The coding region runs from base 1 to 897 and encodes 298 amino acids. The transcript has a single exon. The record is from RefSeq and is a predicted model, not a curated record. Lineage: Eukaryota; Fungi; Ascomycota; Saccharomycetes; Saccharomycodales; Saccharomycodaceae.